Impatiens glandulifera is the source of this 945-nucleotide messenger RNA. RefSeq names its product E3 ubiquitin-protein ligase RNF6-like. The record is from RefSeq and is a predicted model, not a curated record. The coding region runs from base 1 to 945 and encodes 314 amino acids. Lineage: Eukaryota; Viridiplantae; Streptophyta; Magnoliopsida; Ericales; Balsaminaceae. The transcript is spliced from 4 exons.
AUGGAAAGGAACGGAAGGAUCUCUUCUAACGAUGGUAUUGGUAAUGGGUACCUUGAGAAUUUGGAGUUGAAUUACAUAGCAUCGUUAGAAUCAUUUGAUCAUCAUGUGCCUUUGAGCUUGAUUAACGGGCAACAUUCAGUAGGUUUAUCUGCAGGACAUCAUCAUGACCAAGACGAUAUUAAUGGAAAUCUGCAACCUCAUCCUCUUCAGCCGCCGCAGCAGCAGAGGAAUUACUUGGUGAUGGGUGGUGCCAUGCCCGUCCACCAUUUCAUGACUCCUAUGCAGUUCAGACUUCAUCAAGAAAUGCAUUCUCACUUGGCUUGGCAGCAGACACAGCUGAAUUAUGAGCUACAACUCAUGAACAGUUAUAGACCUUCAACCGACGCUACUAUGGGUCUGGAUAUUAUUAACAGCCAAUCCAGGCCCAUCCAGAGUAGUGCUCCUGCUGCUGCUGCUACUAGACCGUCGUCAUCAAGGCGUGACAUCCGCACUAAUACUUCAAAUGUUCCCAUCUAUCAACAUAGAUCAAUCACAACUGGUAGAAGAAGAAGAAGGAACCUGCUUGUAACCUCCAUCCUUCAAUCAAGUGACCGAGCUGCUGUUAUCCUCACGAGUCAUCGUCCACUCGUAAACAUAAUGCCUAAUGAGACAAUAUAUGAAGUGGAAGUGGAUCAUGAAGCUGGAUUGAGCGAGGAAGAGAUUAUGAUGAGUGUGGAGAGAUUCAAGAGUGAGCAUGAUGGAGAAGCCUGCUGCAUUUGCCUGGAAGAUUAUAUCCAUGGAGAGGAUAUAUGCAAACUGCGUUGUAAUCAUAUUUACCAUUUUGAUUGCAUAAAGAGAUGGCUGAUGCAAAAGAAUUUCUGCCCAAUGUGUAAAGCACCUGCUAUGUAUUUUGAUGACAUUCAACCAUCCCACCAAACCGCCCGCCCACAACAAGCAGCACCGUAA